This is a messenger RNA of Alternaria postmessia, 750 nucleotides long. RefSeq lists its product as uncharacterized. The record is from RefSeq and is a predicted model, not a curated record. NCBI's taxonomy places the organism in Eukaryota, Fungi, Ascomycota, Dothideomycetes, Pleosporales, Pleosporaceae. The coding region runs from base 1 to 750 and encodes 249 amino acids. Gene Ontology annotation, molecular function: protein binding. The transcript is spliced from 3 exons.
AUGGACAACGUACCUCGGGAAAUACAGGAGGCCAUCGGCUCUGACGACACUGACAAGCUCCUGAAACUGCUUCGCGUGCAUCCAGAACGAAGCUACGAAGAACUGCAAGACUCUCUAACUAUAGCGAUAUCGACUGGAUCUCUGCGUACGAUCGAAGUUCUCCUCAAUCACGGAGCUACACUCAAAUACUCUUCAUACGAUGAAUUGUUCAUCAGAGAAGAGCCUGCUGUAUUUAAGCAACUCAUCGAUCACGGCUGGGAUAUUAAUAGCACGGAAUUCGAGAGGCCGCCUGUACACCAAGCGCUGCACAACGAAAGCCUAUUACGUUGGCUACUUGAUAACGGCGCGGAUCCAAACAUCAGAUCUCCUGGCACCGCGCUCGCCGCAGCGGCACAACUCAAAGACCCAACGGCGCUGCAAGUUCUGUUGUCUCAUGGGGCCGAGAUGGAUCCGUUGGCAUUGUUUCACGCCAUAAAAGUCCGUGGACACAAGAACGGCACUGCUACCAUGGGUGUCUUGAUUGACCAUGGUGCUGACGUGAACUUCAUGGCGAAGAACUGGGCAACGCCGCUCAUCCAUGCGGUUCAUUACAGAUCUAAGGAGAAACUGUUGUAUCUGCUGAAAAAUGGUGCAGACCCCACUAUUAGAGGCAGGGUAAGCAAGAACACGCCGGCCGAGUGUGCGCAACGUCGUGGCGAUCAAGAGUUAUUUGAGAUUCUCAAGGCAGCCGAAGUUGAACAUGCGCAGUAG